This is a messenger RNA of Bicyclus anynana (squinting bush brown), 3035 nucleotides long. Its product is annotated as epidermal retinol dehydrogenase 2-like. Lineage: Eukaryota; Metazoa; Arthropoda; Insecta; Lepidoptera; Nymphalidae. Gene Ontology annotation, molecular function: oxidoreductase activity, acting on the CH-OH group of donors, NAD or NADP as acceptor. The transcript has 7 exons. The record is from RefSeq and is a predicted model, not a curated record. Gene Ontology annotation, cellular component: lipid droplet. The coding region runs from base 73 to 990 and encodes 305 amino acids.
GUCGUUAUCAAUUAUCAGCUCCUUUAUUGUGGAUUUCUUUGAGAGUGCUGGUAAAACGCGCACGUUCUAGACAUGGAUAUAGCGGAAGUAGUGAACAUCGUGUUCGAGUUCCUGUGGACGAUACUGAAGGUGAACUACGAAAUACUGCGCGGGGUAUGCAAGACCAUCCUGCCGAACGAGCCCAAGGAUGUUAAGGACGAUGUAGUGUUGAUAACUGGUGCAGGCCAUGGCAUGGGUCGGGAGAUGGCGCUGCGGUUCGCCAGACUGGGCGCCAUUGUGGUUUGCGUCGACAUAAACGCUGCCGGCAAUGAAGAAACCGCCCGGAUGAUCAGACAGGAGAAAGGGAAAGCACAUACUUAUCAAUGUGACGUCACCGACCGCGCAGCAGUGAUGCAACUGAAGGAGAAGGUGUCGCGCGAGGUGGGCGACGUGGCCAUCCUCGUCAACAACGCGGGCAUCAUGCCGGCGCGCCCGGUGCUGGAGCAGAACGAGAAGGAGAUCCGCCUAAUGAACGAUGUCAACGUUAACGCUAACAUUUGGAUGAUCCAAGCAUUCCUGCCGAACAUGAUGGCGCGUAACUACGGGCACAUAGUGGCCAUGUCAUCCAUGGCGGGCCUGAUGGGCAUCCGCAACCUGGUGCCAUACUGCGGCUCCAAAUACGCAGUGCGAGGCAUCAUGGAGUCGCUGGCCGUUGAGCUGAGGGACGACCCUCGAGGACUUACCGGAAUAAAGUUGACGACGAUAUUCCCGUACAUCGUGGACACGGGGCUGUGCAAGCACCCGCGCAUCCGCUUCCAGAAGCUUAUGAAGGUGCUGGACGCGGGCGAAGCCGCCGACAUGAUCGUGGACGCUGUCAGAAGAGAGAUCGUGGAGAUGACCCUCCCACCAGAACUACACUACAUGAAUAGGUUCAUAUUCCGGUUACUACCGUUCCAAGCCGCUUGCACAUGGAACGACUUCUUCAACACCGGCGUCGACGCACAGGACUGACUUCAUUCUAUUUAGUAAUAACGAAUUACUGCUGAUACUGAAUCUAGACACAGGUUUAUUGUUGUUACUUCACGGUUUAAAAUAUGUAGUAAAACAGGAAAGAUCUAAAUAAUUGCCAUUUUUCUUUUAAUCUAAUAAAUCCGUGGUUCUAGAUUGAGAUAACCACAAAAUAUCCUCAACGUUAUUCCAAAGACCCAUAAAACUAUGAACAUAGGUUUGUCAGUAUACUGAUGUGCAAAAAUAUGUUAUAUUUUAUAGGAUCUGGUAUCGCAACAAUCCGAUUAAUUAGAAUUCAUUACAAUGAAUAUAUGUUUGUUUAUUAUCUACUAGCGUUUUGUAUUUUUUUAAAAGGUUUUAAAAAAGCAGAAUUCUUUCCCCUGUAUUCAUCUUUGUACAUUAAAAAUCAUAUCAAUAUAAUUCAAAAAUCAUAAUAAGUAGAUUCCUACGGUUAAAAAAGCUUUAGGGCAAGGGCUGUGCCAAAAUACAUGAGGAUUUGAACCAAAGGUUUGUAUUUUUUAAUGUAUUGCUUACUUUAAAGUUUAUUUAUCUAUACCUAAAUAAGUAUGUUAUUUGUUAAGAAUUAUUUAAGCAGAACCAAAACUAUGGAAUUUGAAAAAUAAUUGUUCAAACCAAAUGUAAAUAAAAUCUGCUAAUAUAUAUUUCGUUUCACUUUAAUAAUAGAUAACUAUGAUAUUUUUUAGAGAAGAUAAACAUUCAAACUAAAGAUAUAGUGACUUUUUUAUUUAAGUCCGUCAAAAUAAGUAGGUACAUUAUAUUGUCUCAAAUGUAAAGAAAUAUUAUCGAAAACUGCCCCUGCAUUCUGUAAAGUCACAGCGAUGUGACAUCGCUCACUUCCAUGGCGACUGCGUUGUUAGUGACAUUUUAUUUUUGGCAUCCCAUGUUAUAGGCGAAUAUUACAUCAACGAGUAUAAAAUAGCGGAAUAACACCUGUGUUUACAUUUGAUGUGACAGAACACAAAUAUCGACAAACAAAAUGAACUGAUAACCUUUUCCUUUCAAGAUCGAUAACAACCUCACUUAUCAGUCCUUGUAAACCAGACAACAGCACACUUAUCAAUGUAAUUCUUAUAAUAAAAUACAAAGUAAACGAUUUUUUUAUCUUUAAACGAGUUUGUUCACACUCGUAAUAUUUCUAUUUGAACAGUAGCCAUGUGGCUCGUCUAUUCUCUUUCUAAAAACGCUAACGCUUCGAAAACUAAAAAAUAUGUAUGGGAAUGAGAGAUCCGAUCGAUUACUUGGUCACGUGACCUGACGAUACCGUUGAUGAUCGAUGACGUUAUCAUUCCCAUGCCUUAAUUAAUUUUUGAAGCAUUUGCGAUCGUAGAAAGAGUAUCGACGUACCACAUGGUUACAGACCCAGGCCUCCUCCUUUCAGGGGGAUAUAUUUUUACAAAGCUGAAUAUACGCACUAAUCUCUGGAGCCCAAUCCGUAUCGGAGCAGCGUGGUGGAUCGCUCCGUAUCCAAUCUCUUAAAUGUCGGAUUAUUUUUGUGUACGAGUAAGGUAGCCAGCCUCAUGAGAAGUGACGCGAGCGUCCGCUAGUUAAUAUUGUAAAUGCGAAAGAGAGUUUUUGUUUGUUUGUUUGUUACCAGUGACGUAACUAUACCAUAACGAGUUCGCAGGUUGAAAAAGAAAAAAAAAAAGAAAAAUCCUCAUGUGAGUUUUUUCAUGAUUAGAUACUUUCUAGCUCAUGGUCUCUGCUGCAGGGGUCACCGUCGAGUCGGGCCCUUUGCCAAUCCUGUCAUCUUAUAGUUACGCCACUGUUUGUUACGCACGUUGUGACGGUUCAACUAUUCGAUUAAAAUUCACGAAAUUUUGUGUGGUUGUCAAAGCAAAGUGCAUUAAGGGCACUGUAAAAAAAAAUCCAUUAUUUCUAGAAAAUUUAUAAAUGUUAUUUUUAAUUACAUAUUUUAUUUAGUUUAAUUAGCUUUUAUAUUUUUCAUACGUUAUUAUAAACAUAAUGUGGGUCAAACAUAAUCUUAAGUUUUGUAGCAAAAAACAUAAUAAAUUAUAAAUUUAAAAUUA